UUUGACACUAGAAAUAAUUGAAUUUGAACUUCGAAUUUCAUUGUUAUCAAUUUCAAUUUGUUUAUAUAUUUUAUCAAAGAGUUCAUAUUAAGUAAACACCUUUAUUGGUUUGAUGUGGUGAUAUUAGAUAUACCUUUGCCUUUUCCCUGAGGGAAAAAUAAAGAAAAAAAUAAUAAUUUAUGUGGUCGUGAACUACCACAACAAUGAAUAGAGAUAAUCUUUCAGAGUUUUCAACAAUAUGCCGUACUUGUCUACAUAAGGGGGCAAAUAACCCGAUAUUUGCCGAUAAAAAUAACGCUCCCAGAUAUUCCGAGAUGCUCUUUAAUGUGACGGGUGUAAAGGUGGAAAUAGACGACACACUACCACAGAAUUUAUGUGACAAUUGUUUAAACAACAUCAGUAAUUCGUUACACUUUAGAAAACAAUGCAAAGAAGCAGAAACACAACUGUUAAUUAUGAAAACUAAAGUUGAAAAUGACCAAUACAAUGGGGAAAUUAGAAUGGAAAUAGGAUCAGAUAUAAAACAUGACAACCAAUCACUACAUAACAGCAAUGCAUCAAUUACUUUAGAUACUAAAAUAAAGGAUGAGAAUAUCGAAAUCCAAGCAAAAGAGACAUCUCAUGACGGCAAAAAAUCUCAUAUGAAGACUGAAAUAAUGGAAGUUUUAAUCAAUGUAACUGAUGAUAAUAAACAAAAAGACAACAGUAGAAUGAAAACAGUGCUAUGUGAAUUGUGCAAGAAAACUAUAUGGAAAAAUAAAUACAAUGCUCAUAUUAUUAGAAAACAUAAUCCCACUGGGGAAAGAAAUGUUAUGUGUAAUUUAUGUAGUACUUAUUUUAGUGAGAAACAGUUGAAUAAACAUAUCAAAUCAAAACACUCGAAAAGUACACAUCAAAAGAUUAUUGCGGAGGGUAUUGCCUUAACUAAAUCCAAAAAGAACAAUAGUUUGAAGAACAAAUUGUUUAAUUCAGAAAUUAAUAAUAUCAAAGAUAAAAGACGCAAAAGAAAAGAAAGAAAAGAAAUCAUGAACCAUGACAAAUUAAAUGCAUUUCCAAACAGAAACAGUUUACUGAAUAAAUCAUUGAAUUCAGAUAAUGAAAACAUAUGUUGUGAGAAACAAUAUAACAAUACUCUAAUAAAUAAAAAAGUUGAAAGUAGUUGCAAUGAUGAACUUUUAAAAACAGAACCUAAUGCAACAGUUCCCACAAACAAUAUUUUAUACAAUUUUAACGACACAGUUUCAAAGAGGGUGACAUGUAAGCUGUGCCAAAAGGAUUUGUCUAUACGUAGCAUUGACUCGCAUAUGGCUAGACACCAUCCUGGCGCUGACAAAAGAAGAGUCAAGUGCGAUCUAUGCGAUAAUUAUGUACUAAAAAGCAAACUUAACAGGCAUAUAGCUUUAAUGCACAAUUCGGGUUUUUUAUGUCGGUACUGUAAAAGCAAUUAUGAUAGUAAAGAGGGAUUAGUUGAACACAUCAGCCAUUGCACUCAAAAGAAGAAACGGAGAAUCUGUGAAUCUAGCCGCGAGCUGCGUCAGUGCGACGAAUGCAAUAAGACGAUGCAGAGAGGCAGUCUGAAGUUGCACAAGGCGACCGCACAUGCGGGCCUGAGGCCGGCGUGUAAGCACUGUGGCCAAACCUUCGGCAACAAGCUCCGCCUUCACGACCACUACCGGGCGAAGCACGGCUACGAGAAGUUUAAGUGCUCGAGCUGCGACUUCCAGAGCGCAUGCGCGCUGUCCAUGAGGAAUCACGAGCGCCGGCACCGCGGCGAGAAACCAUUCCUUUGCGAGGCGUGCGGCGCGGACUUCCACGCCGCAUACCUUCUGGCGCAACACCGACAGUCGCACGCCGCGGGCAAGGCUUUCCAGUGCGACAUCUGUCCCGCCGCGUUCAAAGUGAAUAACACCCUGCAUAUGCACAAACGCUCAUGCCACGGCACGAGUAAGUAUGCGUGCACGAUUUGCGCACGCACGUUCCGCACCAGGCAUUACGUGGUCAAGCAUAUGCGUGCCGUGCAUCGCUUUACCGGGCCAGUGCCGCCCAUGCAGCCGAUUGAAUGAAAUACAAUGUUUAAUGAACAUUAAAA
Molecule: messenger RNA, 2089 nt
Organism: Pararge aegeria (speckled wood butterfly)
Lineage: Eukaryota; Metazoa; Arthropoda; Insecta; Lepidoptera; Nymphalidae
Product: zinc finger protein 611-like
Exons: 7
Coding region: 204-2063 (619 amino acids)
Cellular component (GO): nucleus
Molecular function (GO): zinc ion binding
Source: RefSeq, a predicted model, not a curated record